Molecule: messenger RNA, 2460 nt
Organism: Microstroma glucosiphilum
Lineage: Eukaryota; Fungi; Basidiomycota; Exobasidiomycetes; Microstromatales; Microstromataceae
Exons: 1
Coding region: 171-2195 (674 amino acids)
Cellular component (GO): nucleus
Molecular function (GO): histone binding
Source: RefSeq, a predicted model, not a curated record
CCCCGCCUCGCACCUGAGCUCACUUUACAAGUCUUCAUCAGCAGAAGAGGUACCUCGGAACAUAUGAGCUGAUGUGCAAGCUGUAGCACGAGCCUGAACUCAGCUCCUCGCGGCGUGCAUCACACUUCAAGGCUCGCCUUCGAUUUCGAACUCGAGCGAAGGCAUGUAAGAUGACAUUUCCGCAACUACCAAGCCCUGUAGGAGGGCCAUCCUCAUACAUCACCCGCUCUGAUCUGCCGCCAGUCCCAUCACAGUCGAGAGAGCGCUUCUUCCCGCCUCCGUUUCGCAUCGAUCGGACAGACGAAGAUCUAGAGACCUCGGAUGCGGAGUCACUGGCAGGGCCUUCCUCCCGGGUCGCCCUGCCCAUCAAGGCAGGCUCCCCUACGAUUCAUCGUUCUGCGCCCUACUUGAACGAAUCAGGACCGAGUCACAUCCUUCCUCACCAGCCACAGCGCUCUUCGCCCCUCCGUCCGCCACCAAAGAAGAGGCGGAAGCUCCUCUUCACCUCGCAGCUCCCUCCAUCCCAAGCGGAGAAUGAGGAUGGCACGCCCUCGGUUGAACAUAUGCGCUAUCGGUCUACCAUGAGGCUAAAGCUCAAGUGGGACGAGAUUUACGAACGCUUCAAAGACGCUCAUCUGCAAACUCAGGAUGAAAUAUACCUAGGGCGUGGGAAACAGAAGAUGAGGCUGAUAAAGGACAAUGGAGUCAUACGAGCUUUCAAAGAGGAGCUCGCUUUUGGCAGCUUCCACAUCAAGGACGAAGAUCUGGACGACGUCGCCAGAGAGCUCAAAAUAGCGGCUGGCGAGGACGUUGAUGCCGAAGUCUACACUGAAGACGAGACAAAAAGAAAAAAGGGCGCAGAAUUAGCAUUGGACAGCGAUGAGGAUGAGCUCGGGGUGUGGGACGAAGCCUUUGUCCGGAGUCAGUAUCGCGAAUUUACCGCUGCGCCAGAAGGGCCAGAGGAUAGAGGGGAGUCGUCGGAAGAGGAAGAGGAGCUCGAUCCAGCUACCAUGGAUCCUGAUCUGCGAGCUUUCCUGCAAGAGGAAGCACAUAGGAAGGAGCUCAUGGGCGAUGAGGAAGGAAGCGACGACGAGGAGUCGGUGAUAGACUUUAGGGAAGCAAGGUGGGACAGGAUGAGGGGUACUACGCCUACUUCCUCGGAGGAUAGCACGGAUGAGGAUGAGGACGGAGAGGAGGACGCAGAUGACCCUCCAGGCUCUAUCGCACAUCGGGAGCGAGCUACUCUCUAUCUUUCGCAACCUGGACAAUACGACACCUCGGACGACGAUCUGGAUGUUCUCGAUCAAGACGAGGGCGUAUUGAUUCCUCACGACGAGGCAUCGGCUGCUAGACAGAGACGAGGACCUCUCUUCCCACACGGAGAUUGGGAUACUCAAGGUGGACAAGGAGGCAUCUUGACGCCCGAUGAGGAUGCAUUGAGCCAAGCUAUCAUUCGAGGAAGAAGGAACGUCGAAGCCCUUCUGUCAGACACCACGAGCGCGUCCGUCUCUAUGCCUCACGAUGAAGUGCCUGAUCUGGUGGAGAUCUUCGGCAUGACGGCUCUGUCACCCAGCUUCGCCAAGACAGAGAGGAUGUCUUCCCCAGCUGGAGAGCCUUCACAACCUCAAGGCGAUGGUGAUCGAGCGAAAGCGAGAACUCCCGAAACCACAAGGAUCGUUGCCACCUCACCUUGCGCUCGUCAAACAUCUUCAGAAGGAGACAUUGGCAGUCUUGAUGGUCAAGCACAGACGGCUCUGGUGCAUGGUGAUCUUAUAUGUCCCAUCGAGACGGGCUCAGAUGCCGAACGGGCCGCAGACCAAUCGCUGUCAGAUGGCUUGCACACCCCACCAGGAUCGCCUCCACUGCGUACAUCAGCAGCAAACAUCCAAGCGGAUCAUCUGUUCAUGCAGCCUUCUCACAGUUCAGCAUCGCCAUCCAAAGAAGCAAAGGUGACCUCCCGGAGCUACUCUCCGCCUUCCAGCCGCCAUUAUGGCCAUUCUCACGGGCAAUUUCCACAUCGUCUCGAGCAGCAGCAACGAGUAGCCUACUCGUCCCCAAUCACAGCUCGCCGUCCACAGACGGCCUUCAGCCUGGCCGAUGGAUCUCCCUCGGCUGCUACCGCGGCGGGCUUCUCGGCCGAGCUGGCUGGUGGGUCACCUCGAGCGAGAGAAGCGGGCACUACUUUGGCUUUUUGAAACCUGCACGAAUCCACGAUUGAGUAUCUCAUCACCAUUUCCCCUAUUCCCUCCCUCGCCCCUUCUCACGAACAUCUUGACGCUUCUGCGUCCCAUCCUUCAUGUUUCUGUAUGUACACGACUCUCUCCAUUGCCAUCUCUUCUGCCUCUUCUAGCAGAUACAAUACUACUGCACAUUCCCUACAAAGCUACUUUGAUCCGCCGCGUGGGCCCAAUCAGGCAAGCAUCGCCUGUCUCUCCGGCUCCCUCUCCCUCUCCCUCUGCU